UAAAUAGGCACGGGAUAAAAAAGCGUCUAGUCCAUACCACUUUUUCAAAAAAGAGAGGUGAUUCUAAAUUCAACUUUGUUUCGCGGACCUAAUGCGGGUAUCUUGUGGCCACAACGUUAUCACAUAAUUUUCCGCUAACAUUGUUAACCAGAAAACUGACCCUUCAUUUUGAGAUUAUGUUAUGAGAAGGAGCUUAGCACCAAGUAAAUUAAAUUGUACAAGAGAGUCGUCCAGUGCACCCGAGCCGCCGCUGAAAAAGUACAGAACUGUUUUGCAUGAAAAAAACGUUCCAGAUCAUUCUCCGGUUGACUUCAACUCUUUCAGAAAGUCAUCACCUGCAUGCGACUACUCCGAUCCUCACGAAAAUCUUAUUCGCAAUAUAUUAUCAAAGCCUUUUCGAGUGCCAAUUAUUAACUAUAAUGGUAGUUCAAAUGAUGUAAGGGUCUUGGGUGUUCGUCGUAACACAUCUAGGGUUGCUUUACACGACCCUUUUGAAGAGGAUGCCCUAGUUUUGUAUUCACCUCCAGAAGUGACAGCCCAUGACGCUCUUAAACAAGAGGCAACUAAGAAGUUAGUUCACGUCGUCGUCGACCCGAUGUUAUCGAAAAUUCUUCGUCCUCAUCAGCGUGAAGGUGUCAAGUUUAUGUAUGAUUGUGUUACUGGUGUACAAAUACCUAACAAUCAUGGAUGUAUAAUGGCAGAUGAAAUGGGUCUUGGCAAAACAUUGCAAUGUAUCACAUUGAUCUGGACAUUAUUGCGUCAAGGUCCGGAAGGUAAACCAAUAAUCGACAAGGCAGUGAUCGUUACACCUAGUAGCUUGCUAAGAAAUUGGUACAAUGAAUUUCAAAAGUGGUUACACGGGAAAAUACAUCCAUUGGCUAUCGAUUCCGGGAGUAAGGAAGAUAUUGAUAGCAAAUUAGCUGGUUUUCUUUCACAAGCCGGUCGUCGAAUUCCGUCGCCAAUUUUAAUUAUCUCUUAUGAAACGUUUCGAUUGCAUGCUUCCGUUUUACACAAAGGUUCUGUGGGUCUGGUUCUGUGUGAUGAGGGUCAUCGUUUAAAGAAUUCUGAAAAUCAAACAUAUCAAGCACUAGUUCAAUUAAAAUGUCCACGUCGUGUACUUCUUUCUGGAACACCGAUUCAAAAUGAUUUACUGGAGUAUUUCAGUUUAGUUCACUUUGUCAAUAUGGGAUUAUUGGGUACAGCCAGUGAAUUUAGACGUCACUACGAAAUACCCAUUUUACGUGGACGUGAUGCAGAUGCUACUAAUGAAGAUCAAAAGAAAGGUGAAGAGAUACUGCAGGAACUUUUAGGUAUUGUGACACGAUGUAUUAUUCGUCGAACUCAGGCUCUACUCACAAAAUAUUUACCUGUGAAAAUCGAACAAGUAGUUUGCUGCAAUUUAGUUGGAAGUCAGCGUGAAGUAUAUUCAGAUUUUGUUAAACGAAUGGCAAGUGAAGUUUCAUUGAAAAUGAAUAUUGCAGAUGAUUUGCGUAAUGAUAAGUUAUCAAUCUCUAGUCUGGCGUCUAUAACACAUUUAAAAAAGUUAUGUAAUCAUCCAGAUCUAGUAUAUGAGAAAAUGGCAGCAAAUACGGAUGGCUUUCAUAAUGCCCUUAGUUAUUUUCCAGCUAAUUAUCAAGGCUCACUUGAAUCUAACGCUUCUGUAAAACCUGAACUAUCUGGUAAAUUUCAAGUUCUUGACUGUCUUUUGGCCGUAAUUAAGUCUACAACGUCUGAUAAGGUUGUUCUUAUUUCAAACUACACUCAAACAUUAGAUCUUUUUGAACGUUUGUGCCUUCAAAGGGGGUAUAAUUUUGUACGACUAGACGGUACAAUGACAAUAAAAAAACGAGCAAAAGUUGUCGAACAGUUUAACGAUCCAACUUCUCGUGAUUUUGUCUUUAUGCUGAGUAGUAAAGCUGGUGGCUGUGGUCUUAAUUUAAUUGGUGCUAACCGUCUUGUUAUGUUUGAUCCUGAUUGGAAUCCAGCUAAUGAUGACCAAGCAAUGGCACGUGUAUGGCGCGAUGGUCAGAAGAAACAGUGCUACAUUUAUCGUCUUAUUUCGACGGGUACCAUUGAAGAGAAGAUGCUUCAACGUCAAGCGCAUAAAAAAGCUCUUAGCAGUUGUGUAGUUGAUCAACAGGAAGAAGUCGAACGUCACUUUAGUAUCGAUGAUUUAAGAGAGCUUUUCAUGUACCAUUCUGAGACGUUAUCGGAUACUCAUGAUAGAUUCAAAUGCCGUCGUUGUGUCAAUUCUGUACAAAUAAAGCCUCCACCAGAAGGAACAGACUGUAAUUCAGAUUUUUCUCAAUGGAAUCAUUGUUAUACAAAAAAGGCGUUAAAUGAUUCAGUGCUGAAAGCAACUUGGGAUACUGGUUGCAUAUCAUUUGUAUUUUGGCAUUAUUCUCAUGAAGAACAACGUAAAACUGUAUAGUAUUUUUGUUCUAGUUGGUUGUAAUAUGUGAUUGAUUUUCCUGAUUUUUUUAUUGGUUCUCUUAUGGUAUGGUGAAUUCAAUUUUUAAAAUUUUCUUAUCUUUGUAUUCCGUCUGAAGACACUAGGACUGUUCUUGUACUUCUUUUACAAUACCACACGUUUUGCUUAUCUAUGCUCUCAUAACUGUUUAUCUCAAUAUUGGUUAGUAUCUAAACUUAACUAGCCCAGUCAAUAAAAAUAACUAAUCAACUACGAUUAUAAUUGAUUAUCAUGUUUCUUUGGCGAGCCUUCUGUAUCAGCCUUUACAAAAUGACUACGUUAUCUUCAUCUUCGAAAUUGUAGUUGCACUGGUGAUUACCAUUUCUACUGAUGUUUACUAUGCAGUUCGCAUUCGCUUUUGUCUCACAUAGUAACUCAUGAUUCGACUUUAUUAGUAUACGUUUGUCAACUUAGUUUCUUUUUCAGUUUAUUUACAUGCAAUACAUGUUUGCAGAUAUUCACAUGGCAUCUAGAAUUUUCCGCUGGUCAUAUGCAUUUGUAUCUGCACAUCCAGCUAUGGAACUUAUACAGCUCAAAUUAACGUUUAUCGCAACUUUCAGCAUAUAAACAACGUUAUUUUACUGUGAUAUUAUAGCAUACAUCCGAACUAGUAUAUUUAUUCAACUUUGAUGUUGCUAUUUGCGUAUUUUACUCACAAUGAGCUAAACGUUGACCUUACCAG
Molecule: messenger RNA, 3152 nt
Organism: Schistosoma rodhaini
Lineage: Eukaryota; Metazoa; Platyhelminthes; Trematoda; Strigeidida; Schistosomatidae
Source: the annotation of a GenBank genome assembly